This is a messenger RNA of Armigeres subalbatus, 899 nucleotides long. RefSeq lists its product as uncharacterized. The record is from RefSeq and is a predicted model, not a curated record. Gene Ontology annotation, molecular function: odorant binding. The transcript has 2 exons. Bases 87 to 812 code for a protein of 241 amino acids. NCBI's taxonomy places the organism in Eukaryota, Metazoa, Arthropoda, Insecta, Diptera, Culicidae.
CGCAAAACUCUCCCAUCAUUCAUUCUUUCCCUAUUUGGCGAACGAACAUCGCACCUCGAAUCUGAUAAUUGAAAAAUCUGCGCAAAAUGUUUAAACUGGUGGCUUGUAUUGCAGUGUUGGGACUAGUGGCCUGUUACGACUUUAAAGAUUCUUUCUACAAUGAACUAAUUCUGGAAGAUAUUCUGGACAGCGAGGACACUCCGACAAUGAUGGACCGCUUCAAGCGGUCCACCGCAGAGACGAACGAUGACAAAUGCAAGCGUCACCAUCAUAGACACAGAUGUUGCAACGAUGCAAACGAUGAAAAAAUGGAGAAGUUCCACGAAACCCACAAACAGUGCUUAAGUGAGAACCGUUCCAAUGGACGAUCGGCACGUGGCAAGUUCAACCCAGUGGAUAUGUUCGAUUGCGAAAAGAUGAAGAAAAUCAAACAGGACCACAUCUGCGCGAUGGAGUGCGUGAACCGCAAGUUGGAAACCGUCGACAAGGAAGGUAAUCUGGUGGACCGGGAGGCGCUGAUUCAGUUCGCCAAGAAUAGCUUGGCCGCCGAUAUGUGGCAGGAAGACGUUCUCGGGGACAUGGUUGAUGCUUGUUUGAAGGAAGUCACAGAUAAGACCGAAAAGUUGAAGGCAUCCGGCGAACCAACGACCUGCAACCCAUCUUCGUCGAUCUACGGAUACUGCAUGUGGCAUAAGAUAACAUUGGCAUGCCCGAAGGAAAAACAAGUCACGUCCAAGAGGUGCGACAGGAUGCGUGAAAUGUUCGCCAACAAGGAGGUAGUCGAUAACAACGAUGUUGAUGAUGAUAACUAAGCAGUUUUCUCGAUUGGUUCGGAUAAUUCUUAACUUGACAAGUGGCACACGAUUUUAAAUAAUAAACAAUGUGUUGGAAUAAGCAUA